Schistosoma mattheei is the source of this 2313-nucleotide messenger RNA. The record is from the annotation of a GenBank genome assembly. Lineage: Eukaryota; Metazoa; Platyhelminthes; Trematoda; Strigeidida; Schistosomatidae.
AUGAGUGGUACUAGAAUCAUUUUCUUUAUCCAAUCGUCAAAUACGUCAAGUCUUAUUAUUGAAAAAGUUCCAUUUGUUAUACCAUUUGAAAAACGAGUUAAAUUAUUUAAAAUUCUUAUCAAUGAUGGUAGUACAUAUAAUCGUAAUCCAUUUCGACGAAUAUAUAAUAUGUCUAAUCAACCAAGUGUUUCUCUUGUUGUUCGUCGAACUCAUUUAUAUGAAGAUGGUUUUGAGAAAUUAUCCAAAGAAAAUGCACCCAAUUUACGUCAACGUUUAAAAGUGACCUUUUUAAAUCCAACUGGUUUAGCUGAAGUUGGUAUUGAUGGUGGUGGUUUAUCAAGAGAAUUUCUUACUGAAAUUAUUCGUGCUGGUUUUGAUCCAACUAGAGGAUUUUUUAUUUAUGCAUCAGAUAAAACUUUAUAUCCAAAUCCACAAGCAUCUGCAAUUACAUUGGAUUAUUUAAAGCAUUAUUAUUUCUUAGGAAGAAUUUUAGCAAAGGCAAUUUACGAAGGUGUGCUUGUCGAACUUCAGUUCGCGUAUUUCUUCUUGGCGAAAAUUGUUAGUCGAAGUGGCGGUGGCGGAGUCGGCUUUGAUUAUCUACAUUCACUUGAUCCUCAAUUGUAUAAACAAUUAUUAUUUUUAAAAAAUUACAAAGGGGAUGUACGAGAUUUAUCGUUAGAUUUCACUAUGGUUCAAUCAAUUUUUGGUCAAUCUGAAACGAUCGAAUUGAAACCAGGUGGUAAACAUAUACCAGUUACUGAAGAAAAUCGUGUUGAAUAUGUACAUUUAAUUGCGAAUUAUAAAUUAAAUAAAAUGAUUUAUCCACAAGUACGAGCUUUUACUGCUGGAUUAAAUGAUGUCAUACCAAUUGAUUGGGUACGUCUUUUUGAUGCAGAAGAAUUACAAACUCUUAUAUCUGGAGCUGAUAUGGUAAUCGAUGUGAAUGAUUUAAAACAGCAUACAUUCUACAUUGGAAGAUCCUGGAGUCCAUGUGCGCUAUUGAUUUCGAAUCAGGCUUUUCCAACUCUCCCUGUCCACCAAUCCGGUUAAAGCACCAGACAUUCUGUUUCCGUCCUCUCAAUUACAUAAACAACCCCCCUCCGCUGUGGAAAGGCAGUGAAUAGGACGUCCCUGGUAGUGGUUGUAUUAACCACGUGGUCAUUUGAGAGCAUUUCGAAAGGGAGAGUUGACUCUCCCCACCCUUGGCUUAACCAGGGCGUUUAGAUGUUCUUGAAUCAAAUCUCUUCUGCUGUUGUUGUUUUUAAAUGUUAUUAUUACUUCAAGAAUCGAAGAAGCAGCUUCAAUAAAUUUCUCAUCAUCAUCAUCUUCAUUUUCUUUAUCAUAAUUUUUCUUCUUUUUUUUUUCUUUUCUUUUUUCAAGAUUCAUUAAAUUAUACUGAAACAUUAGAUUGUUUUUGGUCAGUAUUACAUAAUUUUUCUGAAUCUGAUAAACGUUCAUUUUUACGUUUUGUUACUGCAUGUUCACGUCCACCAAUGUUUGGUUUUCGUGAAUUACAACCACCAUUUUCAAUACAAAUUACUGAUGAAAUUGAACGUUUACCAACUGCAAGUACAUGUACAAAUUUAUUAAAAUUACCUAAUUUUCGUAAUAUGAAACUAUUACGUGAACGUUUAUUAUAUGCAUUAAAUGCAAAUGCUGGUUUUGAAUAUGGUUAAAUUCAAUCAAGUAAAAUGAUGAUGUUUGUUUAAUUGUUUACUUACUUACUUACUUGUUUGUUUGUUUUUCCUUUGUAAACAUUCAUGUAUCCAUUCACUUAUCAUGUUGAUAUUUUCUUAAAUUUAUCAAUUGAGUAGAAGAUUUCGCUUUUUUUUUCUUUUUUUUCGGUUUUUUUUUAUAUAAAAAUUUCUACUAACAUUAUCAAUACUACUGUAUACUUAAGUAGUAGUAGUACUACUACUACUAACAUUUUGGUUAUAAUCAUUUGAAUAUAAUAAUCAUCAUUAUCAUUAUAAUAAUAUGCAUAUAUUUAUAUAUGGAUGUUGGUGAAAUUCGAAUUUUCACAGUUGAAUUCAUGAAUCGAUCUCAUUUAGACCACUAUGGAAUACCUGGAAGCAUUGAAUGGCUGACUCGUUGUUGUCAGUCAGCUACAAUGUAGAACCAGGCACAUAUAUACAUCGAUCCAAGUAGUCUGUAUCUACGAACAUGGCUCACACCAGAAGUUAGUGACUUCAAGCACUGAAGCCACGUUUUGGUUUGGCCGCCCUAACUUUCUUCCAACCAUCCCCAACACUAGUCAGCAUUGCGCGUCGUGGUAAUCGGUGUUCAGGCAUACGUAACAUGUGAUCCAACCAU